UUCCGCGAUCCAGAAGGUCCAGAUGGUAGUGGCUACCUGCCAGUGGAACCAGCUGUGGUCGACGAGCGGUCAGCUAUAUUACAGGCGAGAUAUCAAGAAUUGCUCGAUCUGGCUGCUCAGCGUAAACGACGCCUGGAGAAUAACCGCAAACUCUGCCAGUUCUGGUGGGAUGUGGCUGAUCUCGAGAACAGCAUCAAGGAUCAAGAGCGAGUGCUCAGCUCCACAGAUACUGGCAAAGAUAUUGUGACAGUAUCACAUCUCCUAGCGAAACAUAAGAACGCUGAGAAUAAUCUUGGUGAAAUUGAACGCCAAUUAGAACAACUUUCCAAAGAUGGUGAUCAAUUGUUGGCAGAGAAUAUUCCUGGAUCGGAUAACAUCCCACCACGUAUCCAGGAUAUUCGCGAUUAUUUGAAGAAGCUUCGUGAUCUCGCUAAUGCGAGGCGCCAGAGGCUCGCUGGCGGUCUUGACUACUAUCAGUUCUUCACUCAUGCUGAUGAUGUCGAUGCGUAUCUUCUUGAUACUCUUCGACUCAUUUCAAGUGAUGACGUCGGUAAAGACGAAGGUACCGUGAAGCUGCUUCUGAGAAAGCAUGACGACGCUCGUGAACAUCCAGACAUCAAGGAGCGACUUACUACGACGGUUAGGCGCAAGGCGGAACUUGAAGAUCUUGCGCAGCUCAGAAAGCAGCGCCUUAUCGAUGCUCUUUCACUGUACAAGCUAUACGCCGAUGCCGAUUCCGUGGAAGCAUGGAUUGAUGAGAAGGCCAAACUAUUGGCUACUCUUGUUCCCGGCAAAGAUCUUGAAGAGGUCGAGAUAAUGAAACAUCGUUUCGAUACGCUUGACCAGGACAUGAAGAACCAGGAAGCUAAGGCAUGUUUCCAAAAUUACCCGUUCAAACUUCUCGCUACUGUUGAAAAAGUGUUCUGA
Molecule: messenger RNA, 927 nt
Organism: Cooperia oncophora
Lineage: Eukaryota; Metazoa; Nematoda; Chromadorea; Rhabditida; Trichostrongylidae
Source: the annotation of a GenBank genome assembly